AUGUAAAGAUUCAUGCAAUAUUGUUUUGUGCUAUUUUCAUUCAUUUGCCUGCAUCUAUGAAGACUGGAUCGCAUUUAUAUGGUAAAUGCAUUGAAACUUCUUAUUCGACAGAUGUGAUAGUAUCAUGUACAUGUGACUCAGAUGAUGACGUCUUUACCUCCGUUUCAGAAAACGUCACUAUACUUAUCUAUUUCAAAUCGAGAAGCAAUAAGGCGAUUGACAAUCUGUGCCGUAAUACUUUCAAGAAUUUAAGGGCUAUAAACCUCACCAAUAAUAUGUUGAGCAGCAUUCCAAAAGGAUGUUUUUCUAACUUUCCUUCUCUUGAGAAUCUCAGCAUAUCAAACAACGAGCAUCUUGGAUUGGAUAAUCUAUACAAUGCGUGUUUCGGACUUAAUAAUACCAGAAUAAAACACCUUUAUGCAAAUAAUAUUAAUCAGGUGAAAAACAUUUAUCCUUUUCCAAAGAAUAUAUCUCUUCUACUUCAAAACACGACAAUGAAAUCGUUACACUUGGCGUACAACGAAAUUCAAUUUAUUGAAUCUGGGACGAUAUAUUCGUUGCCACAGACACUUCAAGAUAUUUCAAUCCGUGGAAAUAGAAUUGAAACAGUGCCAAAUUUUAUUGAGAUAGGGCACCUCAAAAGCCUCAACCGACUGGACAUAAGUUUCCAAUGCUCCACGCGUAAAUUCCGCUCCAGAUUUCGAAGACGAGUAGAUUUUGAACCAGAGUUUGAAAACCACACAAUCGAUGAGUUUUGCAGUUCAGAAGUGUCACAAGAAAGCAAGACUUUAAUGGCACUUCCGCCUAGUCUAAAGAAGUUGAUUUCCUCGGGUAUGAAAUCGGGAUCGACCUGCAUUCCGCCAAUGAAUAUUCGACGAGACAGCAUGCUCGAAUACAUUGACUUAUCUAAAGAUGCAUAUUACAGAUGGAUUGGUCCCCUUAAUUUCACCCAAUCUAAUCAAAUCAGGGUUCUUAUUUUAUCACAUAACCAAUGCCGGGAUAUUAACAGUGGAUUUUUUGACAAUUUGUUCAGCCUCUCCACGCUGGAUAUAAGCUACAAUUUAUUGGGACUUUUUUUCAAACGCAAUAAGAGCAAAGACGUCUUCGAGGGACUGAAAUCUUUAAAGAACCUGAUAAUGAGUUACAACUGGAUCAGCCAAGUGCCUGAUGAUCUUUUAUUACAUAACAGUUUGUUAGAAAACCUGGACAUCAGCAAUAAUGCGCUGGAAACUUGGAACAUCAGCAUCGGCCAUCUUAAAAAUUUAUCAUCCAUUGACUGUUCCUUCAACAAGCUUGAAACUCUUCCCAAGACCAUCAGGGAUAAUUUGGAUGAAUUAAGUCUUCACCAUAAAAUAACUUUAAAUUUUCAUCAUAAUAAAAUUUUAUGUUCAUGCGAGAAUGUUGAAUUCAUCAAUUGGGUCUUCAAAUCAGAAGUUAUCAUACACUUAUCAGAAGCCGACCAGUGCUCAGGAUACAGUGGAAAUAUUACCCAUGCUUAUAUUUACCUAAAAAAAGAAUGUGGCAAGAAUCUGGACAGAAGGGACUGGCUUUAUCCAGUUCAGUUCAUUGCUCUUCUUUUUAUUCUUUCUGUUAUGGCUAUUGUUGGGUACAGGAAGCGCUGGGCUAUCAUUUAUCGUUGGUACCUGUUUCGUCUGCGUAGGAAAGGAUACACUCCAAUAGGGGGAUGUGAAGAUGGCUACAAGUAUGACGCCUUUCUGUCGUUUGCAGAUGAGGACAGGGCCUUUGUUGAUAAAGUUGUGGGGCAAUUGGAGGAAGAUUCCGACACUCAAUUAAAGGUCUGUGUACAUUACAGAGACUUUACUCCGGGAAAAUCAAUUUCCAAAAAUAUUGUCAAUGCCGUUCACUCCAGCAAAAAGACAAUCGUGUUCAUGUCGCGUUCUUAUCUCAAAAGCCAUUGGUGUAAUUACGAACUUCGCAUGGCGGUAACAGAGGAAAACCACAUGAACCGCAAAGUAAUUAUAAUGACUGUCCUUGAAGAAAUACCCAAAGCAGAACUCACCUUAGAAGUAUUACAGUAUUACAAAACGAAUAGCUACAUUUCAAAACCAAACAACGAACAAGAAAUGAAACUGUUCUUGAAAACUUUGAAAGGAGUAGUUGCAAAUUAUUUAGGUUAAAAGGCGAGUUUUGCGCACCAUUACCAUUAAUGUUUUGUUUUGUUUUUUACAGAAAACUAAAACACUUUUGUGUAUGAAUCCGGUGUUGGACAGAGAAUAAUGAAAUUAAUUUAUUGCAAUAUAAGGGUAGACAGAACAGCUAAAUUUGUUGCAUACUCAA
Molecule: messenger RNA, 2298 nt
Organism: Saccostrea cuccullata (small rock oyster)
Lineage: Eukaryota; Metazoa; Mollusca; Bivalvia; Ostreida; Ostreidae
Product: toll-like receptor 4
Exons: 1
Coding region: 57-2138 (693 amino acids)
Biological process (GO): immune response; toll-like receptor signaling pathway; inflammatory response
Cellular component (GO): plasma membrane
Molecular function (GO): protein binding; transmembrane signaling receptor activity
Source: RefSeq, a predicted model, not a curated record